Molecule: messenger RNA, 1203 nt
Organism: Sclerotinia borealis F-4128
Lineage: Eukaryota; Fungi; Ascomycota; Leotiomycetes; Helotiales; Sclerotiniaceae
Source: the annotation of a GenBank genome assembly
AUGUCGUCCGCAAAGAAAGCUGUUUAUGAAGUUCCUCAGAAGGUAAUAGAAUUCCUUCCAAAGUUUCGAAAACAGUAUCGAGACCUGCUGCGCGAGGCCAGUUACCUCCCUGACUCGGCUGCCCGAAUUUACGCUCAUGAAUCCAUCGUCAAACGAUUCAAUCCUUACAACCCCCGAAAGCUCGAUCCGAGAUACUGGGGCACCGAUUUUCUUCGAUCCAAAUUUGAUCCCAAGACAAUAGAACAAAGGUCUAAGAAAGCGGCACAAAAAUUGCAUUUGCUGGAGCGCAUAAAUCUGGAAGGGAGCACAAAGGAUUGGCAAACCGUUUUACUCAGAACGUAUGGAAGAGCUGGAAAAAGAAGAAGGGAACUGCUCUCUCAAUUGUUGCAGCCUGGGGAGGAUGAAGUGCCACAAGAUGACACAGCCUUAGAAGCCCUUAUGGAUAGUCAGAUUUUGAAAAAUCUGGAUGCGACCAAGGAUGUCGAGAUAGAUAUAGCAAAUGCAGUAAGCAAAAGGAAGCGCCGAGAGCACAAACAGAUGACAAUGUUCCUUGCAAGUCAACAAGAAAACAAUCCAAUCGAAUCGAUGCGAGGGAGGAUCAGGAAACUCAAACCAGAGUUACCGGCAACGAAUGCAUGGGGACGCAAACUCACAGAGGCACGCAAAGAGAACACGCGACGUGCAUGGUGGGCCGAUAUUCUGGAAAGAGUUCUGCCGCCAUUACCCGAACAUGAAUGGAAUAGAUUGGCAGAUUUGGCCGAAGGAAGAGAACCCAUUGAACAAAGACGCCCAAGACGGAAACCAGCGACCUCUUCCGACACGAAGGAACCCCAGCCCGCUUCAGAAUUGAAUGCGCUUUUAAACACGCCAGCCAGGCUGAAUACGAAAUAUUGGGCAGAGGCACCAGGGGAGUCAGAUUCAGACGACCCACCGACGAUACAGACUAAUACACGGGCGAUGCGAAGGAUGUAUGGCAUGAUCUGGAGCCUUUCGGCGAAAAUGGUGCAGAGCGAGAAAACCGGAACAUACACAGUCACUUGGGGAGGACAACGUUCACUAUCUGCUUCAGGGAAGAUUACACAAUCGUCGUCACAGGAUGCUGAACUUUUCGAAAAGCCGGAUGAUGGGCUGGCCGAGGAGGGGAUCUUGGACAGACAGUUUAAGAAGAUAGUUGGUCGCAAUGCAAAAAAGCUGAUAAAGUAA